UUAUUUAAGAAAAUACGAAUCAAUCCUACGUUGAAUUUUAUUGUUGAUAUCAAUAAUAUGUUUUAACCUGCUACAAAUGAUCAUCAAGAUUAGAUAUGCAUGUAUGAAAAAUUAGGAAGAACGCGUUUGAGAACUGUGCUCCGAAAUGUAUAUGCUUUUCCGCACAAACGUCAGGGAUAGGUAGUAAAUCUGGUAUCUCUUUUCACUCCGAUCAGAUUACGAUGUUCAGAUUGUCAUCUCCAAGGGCAUACUGCCAUCUCUUGGCCUGUUUCGUAAUUUUAGGAAGUAUUAACUGCCCCCACUUAUCAUUUCCUGUUCCGUGAGUGGUCACAGUAUGACAUGAGAAAGGUAUGGCGUCGGGACUCAAUUGCGAUAUACGGGUUUUGUAACGUGCUCGUAUUAUUAGUUAUCAAUCUGUGUUUAAAUCUGUCGCCAAUCAGAAGAGAAGUAUUUGUGUUAGUUUCAAGUGAAGUGCGAAAUUUGUUACCAGGAGACGUUAUUUGCAACAGUAUUCAAAACAUCUUGAGAUAUUUGGAUAUACACAUCACCAGAACAUUCGAUCUCAUCCAUCUAGCCACAUCUUCUGGUGUCUCCCUGCAAACAGUACGAUUGGUUUAUCUGUGCGGAAUAGAAGAAGCCCACGAGAUCUGUUAGGCUUCAUGGAAAUGUUGAAGUCGCCGUAUUGACAAGGAUGCUAGCGUUCUUCUCCUGAAGUCGAAAUAAUGAGUCGGGACGAUGGUACCAUCCGUCAGCACCGAAGCCGACUCCUUCAGCUCGCGGAAACCACUUCAGCGAACAGUAGCGGGAAGCGACGCGGCUUCAGUAACGCCCAGCUUCUUCGAAGCAACGGUGGUAGGAAGUUGCUGCAGGAGCUGGUCCGCAGCGACCCCAGCUACACACCCAACAUCGAGCACCUCGUGUUCCCCGACAGGCGGAACAGUGCCGUCACCUCACCCAUCUCGGCAACCGCUCCUCCCAAAGCAAGCUCCAACUCCAAGGCCACUCGCUCCAGGCUGGCGGAAGUCUUCGCCCUCAGCAGAUAUUCCCAUCACUCGCACCAGGGAGGUAGCGUCGACUCCAAAACCUCAAAGAUGUCCACGAAAGCCAGCAAGUCUUCCAGGAAGUCCCUAGGAAAUAUCUUGAUGUCGUCUUCUAAGGAUGGUGUUGGAGGCGGUCGUGGAGUGGGCGGAGGUCAUCAGCCUGCCGGUGGCACGGGCCGAGGCGAGGGGCCUCGGCGGUGGGCGAGCGAAGAACCGGUCCUACAACAGUCACAGACGCGUACGAAUCCAAGCCCCGACAGCGGCAAAGUCUGGCGUUCUACCGAGCAGCAACAGCCACAUAGAAGCGACCUCUCGACGGCGAAGCCGCUGCAGGACGCAACGGACAUGGCUACCACAAGGGGUCCUAACGUGUCAGUCCUGCAUCUGCGCAGCACGUCGGAGCCCUGGGAGACAGCGACCACGACGGCCUCGCAUGGCUCGAGGCCUUCGUCCCGAAGCAGCGUGGCGAGUCACGUGAGCUCCAUCCCCACGUUACAAGUCAAGUACGCGGGCAACAGUGCCACACAGUCACGAAACUCAAACUAUGCGUCGUUGCCGACUUCUCGUCGCCGGGACACUGGUCCGACCGCCCUCUUCAUCGCCGGUAGCAUGGCGUCAUCCGUUGAUCGUGGUACCAACAAUGGCAGCUGCAGCCGCGAGUUGUCGCCGGUCCGCUGGUGCGACCGCGAAGUUGAUGGCGUCUACCUCGGCCGCUCUGGCUGGGUUCAGGUCCAGCAACGCUCGCUGGAUGAAAACCGCAGAGCCAACUAUGGCAUGCUACACAGUGCUCCCUCUACUGCGCCUGCUGCACCCGUCGGGGGCACACUGCCAGGUCGACGUCCAGGCAUCAAGCUCGCGGACUACCAUUGCAGCAAUAGUGAACCUGGCAAGUUCCCAGAAGCUGUCAAAGUCGAGGAGCAACAGCGACCCGCCUUUCUUCCGCUCCCAAUCGGAAUCACCCAAGGACGGGAGUUUGAGCAUCGCAUUAACAGUCGCAGUGCAUCGCCGUCCCCUCAAGACCUGGGCUUGUCUGGUGAUCCAAUGUCGCCACCGUCAGUAACUCCGAUUAUAUCUCCGCCGCCGGCAUUCCAGGACCCAAGUCGUAGAUACCAGACAGCUCCUCGUCUUCGAACCGGUGCCGGUAAGCAUCCAUUCCUCCCUCGUUCAAACGCCAUUGUGGACAGCGAUAUUGUCAGCCCACCGCCGUCGCCACCUCCUACUGUAAACUGGAGUACGCUUCCCUCUCCGCGCACAGCGGCGCCCCCGGGUUCCCUGAGAGCGCGUCGGCUCACGCCGUCACCAGUCGACACGCAUCAGCAGCAGCCGCUACGAAUUCCACAAACUAAGUCUUUGGAGGAAACGACGGGAAGUGGAACUCGCAGGUCGCGGUUCCAAAAGAAUGAUUCAUCGUCGUCAUCAUCUUCGUCUUUCGGGUUCAGAAGCCUGGACAGCAGCAUUAACCCGCGCGCUACCAUGCCUCGACUGUCUGAGACAGACUCCUCUGUGGGCGGAUACGAGGACGGUGAUGAAGAGGAAAACCGCGAGUCAUCCUUGAAUCUCAGUGCAUUCUCAACCAUAACAGUCACUAACUCCUCGCCUGACACUCCUGCUGCUGUCUCUGGACUCCAGCCAAAAGAACGGUUUCUUGUUAACGGUGAAAAGAUAUCGCCAUCUUCAGUACGUCACAGGGACUCCAUCCGACUCCAUCACCAAAACCAGAGAUUAGAACACCGCACGCAUCCGUUAAGGAAGUCACCAGGUUCCGAAGGAAACAACAAGAAACAAGUUUGGAAUAAUUCUUCCUCGUCUUCGUCAUCUUCGUCGAGUAGCUGCACGGGAAGAACGGGUUUAACACACGCUUUCAGGCGCUCGGUGAGCCAUUCGAUUGCGAAGCAGCAGCAGCAGCAGCAGCAGCAACAACAACAACAACAACAACAACAACAACAGCAGCAGCAGCAGCAGCAGCAGCAGCAAGUACAAGCUGUGAUCCGAGUUCCGGAAGCUGUUUCUCACAGCUAUGACACGUGGGACGGUAGAAACCGCGUGCGUCGCUCGCGUAGUCUGCAGUUGCCGGAAACGAAGUCUCCCGGAGCCCUGUCACCCGGUAGCCACAGUCACACGGACUGUCAAUACUUGCUGGUGAAGCAACACCCACAUCACUACUACCUCCAGCAGCAGCAGGUGCCCGCAGAACCGCACCGAGUGGUAGUUAAAAUCGGUGGCGAGCCAAUGGAAAAACCAAGACGCCCCUUCAUACACAGCAGAAAGACGCAGUCGGAGGAUAGCCGGUACGAGGACGGAGUGCGCUGGGAGGACGAGGCCCGUGCCGUAACAGAUUACUUGCACGGUACUCGGAGCCGCGCUGCCGCCCGUGCGCUUCUCCAAGCACGGUACCACGCCGAACAGGAACAGGAGCGCCGCAGUAAGGAACCUGAGCCGGGCUUCAACAUCUUUUUCGUGUCCCGAAACAAGGGCAAGCAACAGCCUCAGCAGCGACAGAGAGUUCUGCAGCGUGGAAUCACCACACCCUCCGCCACAACUGUCGCCAGCGUCUUCUGCCCGAACAUCAACCCAGAUACUUGUGAUUUCUGGCCGCACUGUGCUCAUCUCGAUAGCCUAUACCCGCCUUCUGGCCAUAGCAAGUCAUCAACACCUUCCCCAUCUUCCGGACCCAAGUUGCCUACAGCCGCAUCUGCAGCCAGUAACAUGCGGCUCUCUCAGAGCUACCCCACCACUGCAGUGACUCAAAAUCAACGAGGUAGGAACGAACCAAGGCGAAAUUACGAUAAUGACGAAAAGAGCAAGCGAGUGGAUGGACCCCGUGGGGGUGGACAAUCCACGAGAUCAUCUCCCGCGUCUCUAGAGCGAGUCGACGAAUACGAACUCACGAUGCCCAGGAAAAAUCAAAGUGGCCUCAAUGGUGUCAGCAGUCCAUCUGAUAGGAAAUCUAUUCCUUUGGAUGCGGAGGACAAGAAACCGAAAUGGAGAAACAGUGGGGUUCCGUUUCAAUAUUCGCAGAUUCCUAGACGUCCCGCAAGUUUUGGCACUAAUUCUGAAAGAAUUAAAGUCGGUUUAGAUACCUCAUCGUCUACUAACUCCUCCAUAGACAGGGACGCCGAUCAGUAUAAGAGGGAUACUGGUUUCAGUGUGGGGAUGGGUUCAGGUCUCCGUCAAGCAAACGGUAGUCCAAGCGUUGUGUCUCCUUUGAUAGAUCUGGUGGAGGAUGACUUUGAGAGACAGCUAAGUGUUCCGAGGGAACGUAAAGCGUCUCCCAUUGUCAACAGCAGAUCGCCUUCCGCAGUCGGAGGAACCUCUUCGUCAUCGUCGUCAUCCAGUGACGUGUGGGUGACGACGUCAGACCGUACCGUCAUGAAGAGUCCGAGAACCCAAAAAAGUUCUGGGACAUCCACCCCUUUGGAAGAUGCCUCGUCAACAGUAAUGUUGAUGAUUAAGUCACCGGUUGGUGACCACAGCAAGUCAGUGUUAGAACCCCGACCUGGAAGUGCUCCAGCGGAGGUGGUAGAAAAUCGAAACAAAGUUAUGCUAGAAUCCCAGCAGAGGUCUCUGUCGCUGCCCAAGUCGUUUCUGUCAGAACGUGCAGGGGUGAAGACGCCGAAGCAAAGGGGAUGUUGAGUGGUGACGACGGCUGUGGAUUGAUGCAUUUCCAGAAUGUUCUGGUCCACCCCCCACCCCCCGUGUGGCGAACACGGUCUGUGUAGUUGGGAUGUGGAUGCCCCAUUAUCUCUUGCGUGG
Zootermopsis nevadensis is the source of this 4793-nucleotide messenger RNA. NCBI's taxonomy places the organism in Eukaryota, Metazoa, Arthropoda, Insecta, Blattodea, Termopsidae. The record is from RefSeq and is a predicted model, not a curated record.